CACUGACUGGCACUGAUAGGCAGAACUGACUGGCACUGAUAGGUGGCACUGAAAGGCAGCUCAGAUGGGCACUGAUAUGUGGCAUUGAUAUGCACUGGUAGGUACUGAUAUGUGGCAUUGAUGUGGCACUGAUGGGCACUGGCAGGUGGCAUGGAUGAGCACUGAGAGCUGGCAUUGAUGGGCACUGACAGGUGGCACUGCUGGGUCUACACUGAUCAUCAUGGCACACUGAUCACCAGUGCCCUGAUGAUCACUGUCAGCGUGACAGCUCAAGAGGAGAGAAAUGCCGAUAACCGUUUCCGUGUU
This is a messenger RNA of Staurois parvus, 306 nucleotides long. NCBI's taxonomy places the organism in Eukaryota, Metazoa, Chordata, Amphibia, Anura, Ranidae. The record is from the annotation of a GenBank genome assembly.